This is a messenger RNA of Ochotona curzoniae (black-lipped pika), 2746 nucleotides long. RefSeq names its product lamin tail domain containing 2 (gene LMNTD2). Lineage: Eukaryota; Metazoa; Chordata; Mammalia; Lagomorpha; Ochotonidae. The transcript is spliced from 11 exons. Gene Ontology annotation, molecular function: structural constituent of chromatin. Gene Ontology annotation, biological process: chromatin organization. The record is from RefSeq and is a predicted model, not a curated record. Gene Ontology annotation, cellular component: lamin filament.
CUCCCUGGCUUUCCCCUCCAUGGGGUGUUGGGAGCGCAGUGCUGUCCUGGAUAGGCUCAGCUGGCUGAGCUGGCCCCCAAUGGGGUGGGGUCUCCUUGGAGGCUCCCGGCAACCCACAGCCCCACCUACUUCUGGGUGUGGGUGCCCAUGGCAACCACAUAGAGGCCUUCCUCUGAGGCCUGCUGGGUGCUCAAAACUGGGUCAGUACCCAGUCAGGGCUCUGGAGUGAGGGCAGCCUGUAGCACCCACAGGGUGACACCAUCAGGGGUAGCUGGAUGCCUGUGUGGCCAGCCACUUGGCUGUGUGGACUCCUCAAAGCCAGCCGGCCGUGCCAUCUGGGUCUCAUUCCUAGGGACAGGCCAGCAGGGGACACAGGGACACCUGGCCCAGCCGGCCCAGCUCCCCCUGCACAUCGCUGAUGACUCCCAAGGCUGGCCUGGACCCUCCAGAGGCCGAGGAGGAGGCUCCCCCGACCCUGGCGAGAGACCCCAGUGUUAGGGACCUCGAGCCUCCCACUGGCUUGCCCAGCAGCCGACAGGACACAAAGUCUGUUUCCCCACCGGGGGCCUCCUCUGCCAGCCUGCACUUGGCACCUGGGACCCUGGACCCCUGCACGCUGCAGCUGCUGUGGAGGCAGCGGGAGCUGGAGAUCCAAGCGCUGCGAUGGGCCGUCCAGAACGGCUGCAACGCCCAGCACCAGCGAGUGCUGCAGCACGUGGCCGGAUUCCCACCCCAGAGGAGCCCCCAGAGUCAGGAGAAGCUGUUGCAGAACCAGGUGCAUAAGCUCAGGCUGGAGCUGCAGGAGCAGAAGGAGCGGAGCCAGCAGGACAAGGAGAUGUUGGAGCAGCGCCUGUUGCACGCGACCCGCACUCUGCAGCAGCUAGAGGCAGAGCUGCAGGUCUACCAGAAGUCUUGCCUGCUGCAGCUGGCACGGGCCUCCUGGGUGGGCCGCACCCUGCGCUCCCAGACUGGCAGCGUGGAGGUGGUGACUGCAGAGACCCUCAGGGAGCCCAGUGACGGGGAUGACAGUGACCAGGCCUUGGGGUCAAGGGAGGGCUUCCGUCUGGAGGACACGGACUGGAACAGCAUUGCCCGCCGCUACCCCAACCUCUUCACUGACUUUGAGCCCAACCCAGAGCCCAGGUGAUGGUGAGGGGCAGGGGGCCAGGUCCCAGUGCUGGGCGGCCGACCUUCUCUCUCAGCUCAGCAGUGGGCAGGGAGGAGCUCUGGGGCAUGGCCGUCCCACCAGGAGGCCAGGCUAGAUUCCUUGGAGGUGUGGGCAGGUCUGGGAUUCAGGGAUAGAGCUGCCACUGAGCAGAACCUGGUCCCCAGGGAGCCCCCAUCCCAGGGCUCACAGCCGGACCAGAGGCGCCACAAGAGUGUGGAGUGGAGCUCCUUGCCCCAGCCCAGCAGUAGCAGCUCCGGGGGCGCGGGCUCCGACUCCAGUAGCUGCCAGCUAGCCCCUGAAGAAGCCCAGGCGCCGAGGGGCAUGACAACCAAGAGCCUGGGCAGGGAGGAGCCCUCAGAAGGUGAAGUGGGCUCCCCCAGGGACCGGUCACCCCCUAGCCCUGCUGGCCGUUCCCAGCCAGUUCAGCCUUGCGUCGGGGCAAGACAUCCCCACAGACAGACCCCACGAGAGGCCCCCCUGGAAGGGCUUUCCCCAGGUCAACAGAUGACGUCCGCGGGAGGGCCCAGCAGGAGCAAAGUGUCGGAGCCCGACCACCCGCACAUGGGUUCUGGGCUGAGCCACCUGAAGAUCGUUGCGGUGAGCCGCCGGCAGAAAUUCGUGCGCAUCCUCAACCAGUCUCGGGAGCAGACAGCGGACUUGGCGGGUCUCACGCUGCGGCAGCUGGAGCACGGCUUCCCUGUGCGCCUGUACCGCUUCCCGCCUGGCAUGCGCCUGGGGCCUCGGCGCCAGCUCACGAUCUGGAGUGAGGGUGGCUGCGGCACGCAGAAAAGGCGGCCCUUGAAUUCUGGCCAGGAGCCCGUCCUCUUCCACGUCAGUCCAGGCUGUGUGACCCUGCUGCUGGGGCCCAAAGGCGAGGUCCUCAGCGAGCACCAGGCCCCUCACUGCGUGACUCCUACUGCAAAGCUGUUUGCUGAGGACACCAUCCUGUCGGUCGGCGGCUUCCCGCUCCCAGAGGCCCAGCUUGGCGCUGACCUUCGGGAGCCGCGGCUCCAGCCUCGAUGCCUGCGCAAGAGCCGGAUGCGGCAGGCCCCAGGCGGGCACGGAAGGCCCCCGUGGUGGCUGCGGAGUCCAUUCCCUUUCCCAACCCCAGGAUCCCCUCGCCAGGCCUGUGCCCCCACUGACUUUCCCAGGACUUCCUGGAGGAGGCCCAGGCCCGGGCAGGACCACCUUGCCUUGGGCGAGCCGUGGGCUGCCAGAACCCCCUGCCCCACCAACAUGCCGGCCCCCGUGAGGAUGCCAUCACCACCCCUGCGUGACGCUUUCCACUCCCAGGAAGUGCCGGCGCAGACUGAGUGUUUCAAGAGCCCUGUGCCAGAGCUCCUGCCCUUACUCCUGGGUGACCCCAGCCAUCCUCGUCCCCCAUCAGAGGCCAGGCUGGGCCUGGAGGACUGCCAGGCCAGGAAGGCGCGAAAAGUGCAGGUCGGCCGCAGGAGCGUGGACCGGAACUGCCCGAUGGUGCUGCUGUCCGUGCAGAACACAGCGGAGAGCAGGUUCGGCUUCCGCUUCCUCUGCUGUCCACCCAUCACGGCAGACAGGAGCAGGCGGUACUGGCGCUAG